Messenger RNA from Amorphotheca resinae ATCC 22711, 291 nucleotides. RefSeq lists its product as hypothetical. The record is from RefSeq and is a predicted model, not a curated record. Bases 66 to 266 code for a protein of 66 amino acids. NCBI's taxonomy places the organism in Eukaryota, Fungi, Ascomycota, Leotiomycetes, Helotiales, Amorphothecaceae. The transcript has a single exon.
UCGGAGAAUUUAAAACCCAAGACAACUCUAACUACAACAAAACUUCUCAACAAACCCAAAACCCCAUGCUCUCAAGACUUUUGAUUCAGUGUCAGUACAACAUUCAAAAGCAUGUCUCUCAGCCUUCUCAACAUCUCUUCAACAGUUACCUCUUCCCCUAUUUGUUUUCUGGUGGUACACUAGUAACGUCAUUCAUUCCCAUCAUAACCCAAAUAAAUUUCUCCGAGAGUCAAAAAAGAGUGACGUCUUCUAGAUACCGCCCAUGAGACGCGGUUUCUGAUCCGUCCCAGC